This is a messenger RNA of Hemicordylus capensis (graceful crag lizard), 3470 nucleotides long. RefSeq names its product L-amino-acid oxidase-like. Gene Ontology annotation, molecular function: polyamine oxidase activity; L-amino-acid oxidase activity. The transcript is spliced from 7 exons. The record is from RefSeq and is a predicted model, not a curated record. NCBI's taxonomy places the organism in Eukaryota, Metazoa, Chordata, Lepidosauria, Squamata, Cordylidae. Gene Ontology annotation, biological process: amino acid catabolic process. The coding region runs from base 1560 to 3218 and encodes 552 amino acids.
CAAAAGUUAAUUAUUACUGGUUGGCCUGAUGAGGAAAAUUACUUAAAUUAUUUACCUUUUAAUUUCAAUGGGGCUAUCUUGCAUAUUUUUUCUUAUCAAGUUAUCUACUAUUAUUAAAAGCCCAAUUUAGGGCUAAUAAAACUCCUCAGAAGUUGUUGGACUUCAACUCCCAUCAACCCCUGCCACAAUGGCACUUUGUGGAGCGUGAGCCAGAUUGAGAUAGCCUUAACCUUGGUCUUGUGGCAACCAGGCAGAAACUUAGCAGGCAAUUGUCUUACAUGUGUUUGUGAAUUGGUGUUGUGUCUGUUUGUAUUUGUGCAUCUGUUUUCAUCUAUUUGUAUUUGUGCAUUUGUGUUGCCUGUGUGUCUUUUUGUGUGUGUUGAGUUUGUGUUGCAUCUGUUUGCAUUUAUUUGUGUUUGUAUUGUAUCAGUAUUGCAUCUGUUUGCACUUUGCAUCUAUACGCUUGUGCAUUUGUGUUUCAUCUAUUUGCAUUUGUGUUUCAUGUGUGCAUGUCUCUUUGAGUUUGUGUCUGUUCACAUUUAUGUUUGUGCACGUCUGUGCUACAUUUGUAUUGCAUCUGUGUUUAUGUGUCCAUGUGUUUCUGUUUAGUGUGUUUAUCUGUUGUCCGUGUUUGUGUUGUGUACAUUUCUUGUGCCUUAUUUUUGGGUUGUGUGCAUUUUUGUGUGGGAUGCUUGUUUGUGUGCAGUGUAUGUCUGUGUGUCUUGGUAUUGUGUGCAUGUGUGCUGUGCAUGUGUGUUUACUUUUCUGUUUGCACAUGCUUGUCUGUUUUUGUUUUUGUGUGAGUGUGUGUGUGCAUUUUCAAAAUCAUUUCUCCGAACUAUCACUGUUUCCCCACUCCCACCCCACAGUGCUACCAAAUUGUCUCUCCUCCCCGCCUCCCCCCACUUCCCUGAGAGUUCCCCUUCCAUCACUAAAGGAAAGGAACUUACAACAGAAUCCACUAGUUGGCUGCCACUGGAGAUAUCAGAGGACUGGCCAACCUGUCAGCAUUCUAGCUUCAUUAUCAGACCAGCCACUCUCUGUACUGUAUAACUUUGCCAGUACUUGAUUUCCAUAGACUUUAAUAGGACAAGAAUACCUUCAUAACUUUUGAAAUGCUGGUCAAAACUUCACUAAACCAUUAAAAAGCACUCUUCCUAGACAAACCUGACAGAGUACAUCAGUCAUUUUCACCAAAAUUUGAAAGAAAUAUAUGAUAGACAUGGAUACAAAAAAUAUGGACAAAACACAUGGACAAAAGGAGAGCAAUUUGUCUAUUUUCAGCACUUUUUAACUUGCUGUAGCCACAAUUUUUAUCAGAUUUCCUGAUGAGGUCUACAAAUGUGCCAAAUUUCAAGGAAAUCUCAAGUAAAAUACAGACCAAAUUUCAAGUUAUUAGCUCAACAGUUGUCAUAUUUAUAAGCAAUAGGAUUUUGAGGCUUAUAAUGGCAGGAUUUUCCUUCCUUCCUUUUUUCCUUUUUUCUUUUGCUGCUUGCCUUAACUAAAGGGGUAUUCCUGUGUCCCUUUAAGGUACUGCUAUUCAAAAAGGUAAAUGUCACAUGAAUAGUGGAGUAAGCAUGAGUCAGGAAUCCAUAGGAAUGCAGCCAAGAGGACAAUGCAAAGUAAACAUCUGUAAAAUUCCCUUUGUGUUUUGUCUUUGUUUUUGUCCAGUACUGUCCUGGUUGUUAUUCUUUAUCAUACUGCAAGGCUGCAGUGGUGAUACUAGCCCACUGCAAGAGUGCUUCCAGGAGGAGGAUUACGACGACAUUCUAGAGAUAGCCCGGAAUGGGCUGAAAAAGACAGAGCACCCAAAGCAUGUGGUGAUCGUGGGUGCAGGGAUGGCAGGGCUCAGUGCAGCCUAUACACUCUCAGAAGCUGGACAUAUGGUGACAAUUCUUGAAGCCAGCGGGCGUGUGGGAGGACGGGUAUAUACCCAUCGAAAUGAAACAGGAGAGUGGUAUGCUGACCUGGGGCCCAUGCGUUUGCCUAAGGAGCACAGGAUUGUCCGUGAAUAUGUGAAGAAGUUUCGCUUGAAUUUGACGGAAUUCUUUCAAGAGGAUGAGAAUACCUGGUACUUUGUAAACAACAUCAGGAAGAGAGGAAGAGAGGUUAAGAAGGACCCCAGCAUCUUGGGUUAUCAUGUGAAGCCCUCAGAGGAAGGCAAAACUGCCAAGCAGCUGUACAAUGAGAGUUUCAAUCAGGUGGCAGAAGAAGUGAGGAAGACAAACUGUAGCUACGUGCUUGAUAAAUAUGACUCCUUCUCAACCAAGGAGUAUUUCAUCAAGGUUGCAAACUUAAGUCAUGGUGCUGUCCAGAUGAUUGGGGACUUGCUAAAUGAAGAUUCUGGUUAUUACCUGUCAUUUAUUGAGAGCAUGAGAUCUUACAGUAUCUUCUCUUAUUCAGAGAGAUUUGAUGAAAUCAUUGGAGGCUUUGAUAAGCUGCCAAAUGCCAUAUACGGAAAUAUUUCAUACCCAGUGCAUUUCAAUGCCAGUGUGUUCCAGAUAGAGCAGAUGGGUGAUAAAGUCAAUGUGACUUACCAAAAAUUAGGGAAAGCAUUGUCAGAGAUAGCUGAUUAUGCCAUUGUUACCUCCACAGCAAGGGCCACACGGCUCAUCCACUUUGACCCACCUCUCUCGCUUAACAGAACACAAGCCUUGCGAUCCAUCCACUACACGAGCGCUACCAAGGUCUUCCUUGCUUGCACCAAGAAGUUCUGGGCUGUUGAUGGCAUUCGUGGUGGGAAGUCCAUAACCGAUCGUCCAUCCCGAUUCAUCUACUAUCUCUCCCAUAACUUUACAAAUUGCACUGGGCUUAUCUUGGCUUCCUAUGUCUACAGCGAUGACGCUGAUUUCUUCCAGCCUCUCAGCAAUGAUAAAAUAAUUAGCAUUGUCAUGGAUGACCUAUCAGCUAUUCACCAGAUGAACAAAGCAGAAAUCCAAGAUCUGUGUGGCUCCUCAGUGAUAAAGCAUUGGAGCCUGGAUCCAUAUGCUAUGAGUGGCUUUGCUGCCUUUCCCCCCUUCCAGUUUGCAGAUUUUAGUAAGCUUUUCAGGGAGCCAGAAGGCAGGAUUUAUUUUGCUGGGGAGCACACCACCAAUCGUCAUGGUUGGUUAGACAGCACAAUAUUGUCAGGUCUGAGGGCAGCAAAAGCUAUACAUCUCUUGUCUCAGAAGCAGCAGCAACAGUCAGGGAUCCAACUGAAGAACAAAGAUGAACUUUAACAGAAAUACUGCAAAAGAAGAAAUGUCAUUUAAAAGGAGACAGCAGCAAAAAUAUCUCUCAACACCAUUCGGAAGGGAUUUGAAACAAGCAGAGGAGCUAUGUGAUUUGCGGGAUAUUUCUGGGAAGACAAUCCUUCAUUUUGAAAACUGAGUGAAAAGCAUUUGUGUAGUGUUAGGGUUGGUGGUAUUGACCAUUGUUACAUGUGUGUUUCCAAAAAAUAAAAAUGUAGUACAAAUUUGAAGUGAACAACA